This is a messenger RNA of Diaporthe amygdali, 2910 nucleotides long. RefSeq lists its product as uncharacterized. Gene Ontology annotation, molecular function: double-stranded telomeric DNA binding; protein homodimerization activity. NCBI's taxonomy places the organism in Eukaryota, Fungi, Ascomycota, Sordariomycetes, Diaporthales, Diaporthaceae. Gene Ontology annotation, biological process: telomere maintenance via telomere lengthening. The record is from RefSeq and is a predicted model, not a curated record. Bases 1 to 2910 code for a protein of 969 amino acids. The transcript is spliced from 5 exons.
AUGGCGGACGCUGCAGGGAGUGCGUCGCCGGCGCCAGCCUUAGCGACGCAGCCCAGGAGCGAGACUCCUAAGAAUGAGCCUGAACCCGCCACCGAAUCGACGAAAACGACCGUUAAAACCGAGGACGCCCCACAACAACUCGCGGCCGUAUCCAAGACGGACCCUGAUGGCCACCCUCCUCCAGCUUCACAAAGCCCGAUCUCGAGCAAUGUUAUUAAGUCGGAAACCAAUGGCUCCCCUGACACGGCGGCGCCCGCUCAAGAGGCAGCUUGCGUAAUACCGACUGUCGCAGCAGCUGCCAGUACACCCUCGACGAUUCCCGCUGUCGCGCCUCCUCCCAAUCCAGUCCCGGCUGCCACCCCUCCGGCUCCUCUGACUACACCCGCUCCCGCACCUGCUGCAGACACUGUGACCCCUGCGAAGCGAUCCAGGACACCUGAACUUGGACAAGAACCUGGCGCCGACAAAAAACAGAAGACCGAACAUGUCCCGGACCACGACAACCAGGCGGCGGAUGGCUUCAAGGCGGAGGCAGAGGCGAGUGCAGAAGCGAAUGCCAAUGGCGAUGCGGUGCCUAGCUGGGACCUCGAGUCGAUGCUGGCAAAUGCUCUUGGCGCAGUUAAUGAUGCAAAAGGCGCGGGUGGAGCAGACGAUCCCAUGGAUAUCGACAACCUAGCGGCAUCUAUUCCUUUGCCGCCGCCACGCCGACGGCUGGAGAAAAUGAAGUUCAUCGAGACACCCACAUACUUUUCAAGGUCCAUGGGCCUGCCGAUUCUUGGGAGUCUCGCUGUUCAGAUACUUCUCGCGCUUUUCCAGCAGCCCUCCGAAGUCACGGACAAGAUCAUUCGAGAUGCAAGGACUGAGGGUGGGAAAGUCUACGUGGCCCUGAGAGCCACUUUUAUGGCGACGCUGAAGCUGUUCACGGAUUCCACAGCUUUCCUCAAUGCCGAUGACCUUGACAUCCACGACCCAGGGGAUCGCGAGACCAUCCAGAUGGCGAACCUUGCCAACAUGUGCGCGAGCUUUUACGGCCCAGGCGGUCCGACCAUGGCGACAGCCCACGACUAUUUCCUAAACAUCAUGAUUCCUGAGAAUGGCAUGAUCACAGAGGACAUCUCUGCCCUUUACCUCGACCAAAAGACUCAAUCCUUUCUCGCAUAUGCUAAUGUCAUGGAGGAUAAGGAGUCAACUAGGAACAGUCUUAUGGACAAGUUCUUCCCCAAAGAGCUGGAGGGCAAGCUGAGAGCAUACUACAGAGAGUCAGACCUCAAUAUAUCAGGCAUAAAUGAAGACGAUUUCGUCAAGCCGUUUACGGACAGACGCAACCUUCUCAAAGCAGUAGGACACGAUAAGGAGAAGAGACGGCAACUCGAGGCCAAGUACCAGUUCGCGACUUUCUUGGAUAACCUUAGUGCGUUUAUCCGAUCGAAUUUCGAGUCCAUCGUGGACUACGCGGAGGGACACGGCUUCGAGAUACCGAAUGAGCCUGGUGAGGAGGAGGCCUUGCUCUUGGAAGGUGUCCAGCCGCCUUCCACGUACACUGGUGCAUUCCCAGGCCAGAAACGGCCCAACGGGUCCGAAUUGGAUUCUGGCUACGAAACCACAGGUCUUGCAUCGCUGAUCACUGAGAAGCUGGCACCCAUUGAUGUUAACGGCUACGGGCAAGCCUCGGCCGGUACAGUAGACGGGACGAACUUGCCACCUACACAAUCACUCCCUACGGCAGUGUUGUAUGAGAGGGCACGACAGGCAGCUGUCGCAAAGUCAUCAACAGCACACGCUCGCAGGGAGGGUCUCCACUCUACCAGAAGGCCAUGGACGCCUGAAGAAGAGAAGGCAUUGAUGCAAGGUCUUGACAUGGUCAAGGGCCCACAUUGGAGCCAGAUUCUACAAUUAUUUGGUUUGAACGGAACGCUCUCUGAUAUUCUCAAAGACCGGACCCAGGUGCAGCUGAAGGACAAGGCCCGCAACUUGAAGCUGUUCUUCCUCAAGACCAACUCUGAGAUGCCCUACUACCUGCAAUGUGUGACUGGCGAGUUGAAGACCCGAGCUCCUGGCCAAGCCGCGAGAAAAGAAGCAGAGGAACAAGCACGUCAGGGUGCCAUGAACCCAAGCGGGGGCGUGCAAGGCCAUUAUGCUUCCCAUUAUCCGAACGGCGCCACAAACGGCGCAACAACUGCAACUCAUGGCCCUCCAGCGGCUGUACCACCAGCGAGACCGAAUCAGGCCAUGCCGAGUGCGCACUCGUCGACUACGGGUGUCUCCAGUGCGCAGCAUUACCAGCCACAGCAGACUUAUCAACAGCAGCAGCAAACGUAUCAACAAAAUCACCAGCAGCAUCGGCCUCAGCAAUUACAACAGGCUUCUCAUGCUCCGUCCCAAAUCACUCCUUCGCAUCAAAGACAAGAACCUUCGGCCAGCGCAACAAACUACGCAACCAACGCCUUAUCAGCAGCCUCCACAAUAUGCGCAACCGCAGCCACAGAGGCCAGCAGCAAUGGCCUUAACUCCUCGACCUGGUUCAGCUUCUAUGCCGCAGCAGCAGGCACGGUCGCCUGCUUCUGUCUCCGUGCCUGCAGCGCCACGCCCGGCUCCAACAGGUACAGCAGGACCGCCAACGACGUCCAUGCCAGCUUCAGCCCCUGGUCCUACAGUGACCUCAGGUCAGGCCCAGGCUCAGGCUCAGGUCCAACCACAUUCCCAACCCCAGACCCAGCCACAGACACAUAUACAGACACAAGCACAGAGUCCAGCGCCAAAGACAGUGCCUGCCAUUAUGCCAGCGCCUCCUACACCCACCCCUUCGCCAUUAACGCCUACUGUAGCAUCACUAGCUGCCUCCCCGUCAUUGCCACCCCAGAAGCUUCCGGGACAGCCGGUUCCGCCAUCGCAGCCCACAGCCUCAGCUGA